Symbiodinium natans is the source of this 1931-nucleotide messenger RNA. The record is from the annotation of a GenBank genome assembly. NCBI's taxonomy places the organism in Eukaryota, Dinophyceae, Suessiales, Symbiodiniaceae.
AUGCGGCUCGCCGCUCUCUCCGAGGCCUCUUAUCGACUGGAUGAAAUCGCUACCUGUGCCCGAGAUCAGCACUCAAGCCGAAACGUCAACCAGGUGAUCCAGAUGUAUGAUGAGUUUCUUUGCAGCCUUGCCGACAAGCACAUGCAAGUCCCCGAGGCUGCCAGCGGCGCGAGACACAGCGCUGUUGAGUUCUUCUCGGCCAUGGUCUACUGUGUGGUUCGUGCUGGCCGCUUCAACUUGGUAGAGCGGUUACUGGAUGAUAUGAUCACUCAGGGGGUCGCCCGCCCGCUGCAUUUCUAUGAGAGCACUAUGAAGCAGCUUGCGGGCGUGAAGAAGUACAAGCUGGCCUUGGCGGUCUUCGAUCGUCUCUCAGCGGAUGGCUUGCAACCUUCUUCAGUGACCUUGAGCUGUCUCAUCAACUUCGCAGUUGAGGUAGGUGAGCUGAACCGGGCCAUCCAAUUCUUCAAAGUUCUUGCCACUGUGAGCACGCCGUCUAUCAGGGCGUACAUGACUUUGUUGCGGGUGCACAGCAUGCGGCAGGAUUGGCCUGCAACUCUGUGGACCAUUCGUGACAUGAGACGUCGUGGUGUGGAGGUGGACACCCUGGCCAUGAAUGUGGCUCUGAGCACUGGCGUUGUUGCAGACCAAAUCGAGGAAGUUGAGGCCUUGUUGGCGGAGGCCCCAAGUGCCGACAUCGUGUCGUACAACACGCUGGCGAAAGGCUAUGCACAGCGCGGCGAUCUGGCAAAAUCCCAGCAGGUGUUGGCCAAGUUGCUGGAGCGAGGACUGCGGCCAAAUGCCAUCACCUUCAACACCGUGAUGGACGCAGCCAUACGCAGUGGAGAUAUCGGCCAAGCGUGGCAACUGCUGGACAGCAUGACAGGACGAGGGCUCCGAGCGGAUCGGUUCACCUGCUCCAUCCUCAUCAAGGGCUUGACAAAGCAUCCGUCGGAGGCACAUGUCAAGAGAUCGCUGACAUUGCUACGCCAGGUGGCCCCGCUGUGUGACAAGACGUUCCUGACCGGUGUGUUCCAAUCGGUUAUCGAUGCCUGUCAGGCUGUAGAUGAUGGCCAACAGUUGGCGAAGCAGGCUGUGCUAAAAGGAUUGCUUCUAUGCCUUGGCACACUGCCAAAUAUCUUCGAACAAGACAUUUGGGACCUGAAGGUGUUCGCCGAAAUGCGGCGCCUGGACGCCACUGCCAUCUCCCGUUCUGUGUCACAGCGCUCGGACCGAAGGCCUUCCCUCAGCUCAGGAGUCCACACACCGAGCGGCCAGCAAGGCGACUCAAGGGUGCUCUCCCAUGCAUCCGGCGACGGCGAGGCGAUCCCCGAGGAGGCCGUUCCUUGGCUUAUUCUGUUGGUCGCCGUGGGUGUGCCCUUGAGCUUCUGGGACAGCUCGCGAGCACUCCCUGUACAAUUCCUCAGCUUCUUCGGACAGCUUUUUGGCAGGACGCCUCCAGGUCGGAAGUCUGGACUCCGCCAGAAUGCCCCAUCGGCUGGAGCUCGUGUGAUGCUUUCAGAGGAUCGGCAGACGCGAGGUGAAGAUCCGUCGGUAGUGGAGGGCAGCUUGGAGGCACCAGCAUCGUGGCAGGACUUGCUGAAGGCGAUGACCCGACUGGAAGCAGCAAUGUCAUCGCAAGGCGGUGACAACACUGAGUACGCACAGAGUCUGGAUGAAGUAGCUCGCUUCGCUCAGCUUCUUGAGAAUGAUGCCAAAGAGAAUUCGGCAGCCUGGAGCAUCGACCUCCAGCCUUUGCGCCGCCUCUCGGGCAGUCUCCGCACAGCCCCGGAUGCCCCAGCACUCGACAAGACAAAGCGUUUGAUCUCGACUUUGAUCUCACGGUUCACCUCAAAAGACUCCGUCGACCCCGACCAGCUGUUGAAAGAGUUGGAGGAAGAGGCAAAGAGCGAUGCUCGCUUGCAGUCCAUGCU